Messenger RNA from Linderina pennispora, 321 nucleotides. RefSeq lists its product as uncharacterized. NCBI's taxonomy places the organism in Eukaryota, Fungi, Kickxellomycota, Kickxellomycetes, Kickxellales, Kickxellaceae. The record is from RefSeq and is a predicted model, not a curated record. The transcript has a single exon. The annotation marks the transcript as partial.
UUCCGCCAGGCCUCCUCGGCAUUUGAUCCCAGCACAGUUGACAUGGGCAUCAAGAGCACGUGGUGCAACGACAACACAAACUUCUGCAACAACGUGUGUCUCAACAUGACGUGGGGUGCGCCCAUCAACGACGGGUGCGAGGCGUCCAACCUCCAGUGGCACUGCACGUGCGGCAACGGCAAGAACCCGGACCCGGAUAUCUACACGUUCCCGGUCAUGCACUACACCUGCCAGCACGAGGUGCAGCAGUGCCAGGACCACUGCUCGACCGGCGACAUCAGGUGCACCCAGGAGUGCCAAGGGGACAGGAACUGCACGGCG